Messenger RNA from Closterium sp. Yama58-4, 1023 nucleotides. The record is from the annotation of a GenBank genome assembly. Lineage: Eukaryota; Viridiplantae; Streptophyta; Zygnematophyceae; Desmidiales; Closteriaceae.
AUGCGAAUCGUCGUCGACCUCGCUUCCCCCGUCCGUCGAUCUCUUGCAUCCACCGUCCGUCGCCACAGUCCCUCGCCCAUCGCCCUUGCUUCCACCGCCCAUCGCUCUCGCUUCACCCGCCCAUCGCGCUCGCUUCACCCGCCCAUCGCGCUCGCUUCCCCCGCCCAUCGCGCUCGCUUCCCCCGCCCAUCGCGCUCGCUUUCCCCUCCCGUCGCCCUCGCUUCCCCCUCCCGUCGCCCUCGCUUUCCCCUCCCGUCGACCUACCACCCCCCUCCCGUCCCCCUCCCAUCACCCUCCCAUCCCCCUCCCAUCGCCCUCCCAUCCCCCUCCCGUCCCCAUCCCAUCCCCCUCCCGUCCCCACUUCAUCCCCCUCCCAUCCCCCUCCCGUCCCCACUUCAUCCCCCUCCCAUCCCCCUCCCAUCCCCCUCACAUCCCCCUCCCAUCCCCCUCCCAUCCCCCUCUCAUCCCCCUCCCAUCCCCCUCCCAUCCCCCUCCCGUCCCCAUCUCAUCCCCAUCCCAUCCCCCUCUGAUCCCCCUCCCGUCCCCCUGAUCCCCCUCCCAUCCCCCUCCCAUCCCCCUCCCAUCCCCCUCCCAUACCCCUCCCAACCCCCUCCCAACACCCUCCCAUCCGCCUUCCAUCCCCCUCCCAUCCCCAUCCCAUCCCCCUCCCGUCCCCAUCCCAUCACCCUCCCAUCCCCCUCCCGUCCCCAUCCCAUCCCCCUCCCGUCCCCACUUCAUCCCCCUCCCAUCCCCAUCCCAUCCCCCUCCCAUCCCCCUCCCAUCCCCCUCCCAUCCCCCUCCCAUCCCCCUCCCAUCCCCCUCCCAUCCCCCUCCCGUCCCCAUCUCAUCCCCAUCCCAUCCCCCUCUGAUCCCCCUCCCAUCCCCCUCCCAUCCCCCUCCCGCCGCCCUCCCAUACCCCUCCCAACCCCCUCCAAACACCCUCCCAUCCGCCUCCCAUCCGAGCGACGUGCGUGGGUGAUGGGAGUGAGAGAGCGACAGUCACUGAGAGAGCGAGGGAAGUGA